AAACGGAUGGCGACGAUUCGGCGACGAAGUCACCGCGGAACGACCACGUCGCUCAGUUCCUGAAACGUGGGCGCGAGGCACGCGUCGACAAACACCCGCGAAGACAACCCCCCGCAACCCUUUUCUCAGCGAGAUGCACUUGCCCGUGGCGUUGACGAUCCUCGCGUCGUCGUUCCUGAUUACGCGAGUCUGCGCCCACCUAAUCGCGUGGCGAGAAACGAGGAAGGAAGGACCGAUACGGGACGCGAUCGAGAGCGGAGCCGCCGCCGAGUACAACAAGUCCGACUGCGUCUGGAGACACGACAAUGACGUUUGCCCGGAUCCGGAUGUGCACGUGUAUCUGUACUCGCCGGGCCAUCCGCGCGGACGCCUGCUGGAUCCCCUAAAGCAGUCGCACUGGCUCCGGAAGGAUUACGAUCCCACCAAGGACAGCGCGAUCGUGAUUCACGGAUACGCAGGUCCGUCGACAAUAAUAGCUUUAAAGGAUGCUUACCUGAAGAAUGGCAGCUAUAAUGUGUUUCUGGUCGACUGGGGGGCUUUAAGCGCCCGGCCGUGUUACGCGGCCGCGGCAUGGAAUAUACGACCGGUAGCGAAAUGUCUCGCCGGCACCCUGAAGACCUUGAGACAUCUUGGCCUGCCGAUCGCCAGAACCACCUGCGUCGGGCAUUCCAUGGGCGCUCACAUCUGCGGUGUUAUGACUGAUUAUUUUUCCUUUAGAAUGCAUAGGAUAAUCGGCUUGGAUCCCGCGCGUGUGCUUGUCCGUCCGGGCCUGGUGAACCGUUUGAACACCGGUGACGCCGACUUUGUCGAGGUGAUGCACACCAACGCCGGAGGCCACGGCGAGGUCGGUCGCGUCGGCGACGUGGACUUUUUCAUGAACGGCGGCACGAUGCAGCCCGGCACGAUGCAGCCCUUCUGCGCGAAUCAAACGAUGUACCCACAGACGUGCAGCCACUUGUACGCGGUCUGCUACAUGGCGCAGAGCGUGGAUAACGGCGGGAGGAGCCUGAUCGCGAAGUCCUGCUUUAGGAGAUCCCCGUCGGGCCCGAGAACCGCCAUCCGGGCGGGUAAAUACGUAACGAUAGGAGAGGACACCCCGAUCAACGUCAGAGGAUCCUUCUGCUUCAGCAACCCCGUUCCGCCGUACUGCCCGAAGUACUGGAACGGCCACGGCAACAAGAGAUGCUGCAUCCCGGAGAUAUUGGAGAAGGUACCGCCGAAGUAAGGAGGAGAUAGAAGAGAACGACGUGAAGUAUGACAACUCGACGAAACGCUUAAAAUCGACAAGCCGUUCUAAGUCGAAUUUCGAGCUCGACCUAAC
This is a messenger RNA of Temnothorax curvispinosus, 1321 nucleotides long. RefSeq names its product phospholipase A1 member A-like. Bases 134 to 1225 code for a protein of 363 amino acids. Gene Ontology annotation, molecular function: lipase activity. The transcript is spliced from 3 exons. The record is from RefSeq and is a predicted model, not a curated record. NCBI's taxonomy places the organism in Eukaryota, Metazoa, Arthropoda, Insecta, Hymenoptera, Formicidae.